Molecule: messenger RNA, 282 nt
Organism: Drosophila santomea
Lineage: Eukaryota; Metazoa; Arthropoda; Insecta; Diptera; Drosophilidae
Product: metchnikowin
Exons: 1
Coding region: 39-200 (53 amino acids)
Biological process (GO): antibacterial humoral response; antifungal humoral response
Source: RefSeq, a predicted model, not a curated record
CGCUCAAAGCAUCAAUCAAUUCCCAUCACCGAGCUAAGAUGCAACUUAAUCUUGGAGCGAUUUUUCUGGCACUGCUGAGUGUGAUGGCCAUGGCUACAUCGGUCCUGUCGGAGCCUCAUCGUCAGCAGGGACCCAUUUUCGAUACGAGGCCGUCGCCCUUCAAUCCUAACCAACCCCGACGACCGGGUCCCAUUUAUUGAAUUGUCCGUGGGAAAUUCACACUGCUGAUGUCGUUAACACAUUGACACAAUUAAUACAAUUAAACUGAAACUGAACAUCAAA